Polychytrium aggregatum is the source of this 1805-nucleotide messenger RNA. RefSeq names its product P-loop containing nucleoside triphosphate hydrolase protein. The transcript is spliced from 5 exons. Gene Ontology annotation, molecular function: RNA helicase activity; ATP binding; RNA binding. Gene Ontology annotation, biological process: rRNA processing. Lineage: Eukaryota; Fungi; Chytridiomycota; Chytridiomycetes; Polychytriales. Gene Ontology annotation, cellular component: nucleolus. The coding region runs from base 238 to 1590 and encodes 450 amino acids. The record is from RefSeq and is a predicted model, not a curated record.
AUCGAGAAGGCCACCAAGAAGAAGGCCAAGGCCAGCGAGUCCGAGGAACCGCCCAAGGAAAAAAAGGCCAAGAAGGACAAGAAGCGAAACAAGAAAGACGGAAAGGAGAAGAAGGCCAAAAAGUCCAAGACAGAGAAGGCCUCGAGCGGUGCCAAGGACGCUGACUUUGCCAAGGGCGGAAAGUCCCAGAAAAAGACUGGCACCUGGCAGUACGUCGAGCACGAGGAGCUCAAGGCCAUGUCCGAGGCCAGCAUCCAAUCGUUCCUGGACGACAACAGCGUCACUCUCAUGGGUACGGGCGAGGGCAUCUACCGCCCGAUCAUCAAGUUCGCUCACGCCGGCUUCCCCAAAGAGCUUUCGUCAGAGCUGGAGGCCUUCCCCAAGCCCACGUGCAUCCAGUCGAUCGCCUGGCCCGGCGUGCUCUCUGGCCGCGAUCUUGUGGGCAUUGCGGCGACGGGAUCCGGAAAGACCAUCGCCUUUGCCCUGCCUUCCAUGAUUCACAUCCGCAACCGCCAGGUCUCCUCUGGAUCGGUCUUCCACGGCACCAAGUUCCCCCAGGUCCUUGUUCUCUCGCCCACCCGUGAGCUGGCUAUCCAGAUUCAGGAAACAUACGAAAAGUUUGGCGGGUCGAUCGGCAUCCGCAGCACCUGUGUCUAUGGAGGUGUCAACAAGUGGGAGCAAAAGAAGGUCCUUAACAACGGCGUGGGUGUCAUCGUUGCCACCCCCGGACGGCUCAUCGACCUGAUUGAAGACGAAGAUGGCAGCUGCGACCUUUCGGACGUCAGUUUCCUUGUCCUGGACGAGGCCGACCGAAUGUUGGAUCUGGGCUUUGAAGAGGCCAUCAAGAAAAUUGUGGCCAGAAUCAAGCCCAAGUCCGAGCGUCAGACGGUGAUGUUCAGCGCUACCUGGCCGUCGGCCAUCCAAAAGAUCGCCUCGCAGUACCUCAACGAGCCCAUCCGCGUCACCGUUGGCUCCACCGACCUCGCUGCGAACGUCAACAUUGAGCAGCGAGUGGAGGUUCUGGAUCCACAGGGCAAGGAUCGCCGCCUCGUGGACCUGCUGCGUGACUACCACAAGUCGAGAAAGAACCGUGUGCUUGUCUUUGCUCUGUACAAGAAAGAAGCCGCUCGUCUGGAGCAGUAUCUGCAGCGCCAGGGCUGGAAGGUCGCCAGCAUCCACGGCGAUCUGAGCCAGCAGCAACGCACCGACGCCAUCACCAAAUUCAAGGAUGGCUCCAUGCCCCUUCUCGUUGCCACAGACGUCGCUGCCCGCGGUAUCGACGUUAACGAUGUCGAGUAUGUCAUCAACUAUACCUACCCGCUGACCACCGAGGAGUACUGCCAUCGUAUCGGUCGCACUGGACGAGCCGGCAAGAAGGGCAUUGCACAUACCUUCUUUACAGUCCAGGACAAGGCCCACAGCGGUGCUCUGAUCAACGUGCUGAAACAAGCCAACCAGAAGGUCCCGGCUGAGCUCAUGAAGUUUGGAACCACAGUCAAGAAGAAGGCCGAUCCCAACUACGGUGCAUUCGUCAAGGACGUCGAUAUGAACGCCAAAGGCACCAAAAUUGUGUUUGGUGACGACGACUGAGCUCGUUUACCGCUCGUUGCGUUGUCUAUACACCGUACUCAUGAGCCAAUACACCGGCAGCCCGACCGACGCACUGGUUUGCAGCCAGCCGUCCAGCUAGCCAGCCCAGCCCAGCCCAGCACUCACGCUUCCAAUCGCCAUCGAGGACUGCACCCAUUUCCAUCCACGACUUUGCUGACCUGACAGUGAAAUACAAUAGACUCCGAUUCUUUUGA